UUCACUAACUUUUCCUUCAAACACUCUCUCCCCCCUUCAUCCCGAGAAAACCUUUUCUCUGUCACUUUUCAUCCAUUUCUUUUUCCAUCUCUUAGCUUCUCUCUCUCUUUCAUGGAAAUGCCUUUCAACUCUAUGCAUAGCUUCUAUUGAAAAGCCCAUAUGUUUCUUUCAAUCCCUAUUAUCUCUCUCUAUCUCUCUCUCCCUUUUGAGCUUCUCAUCUCUCCCAUGCAACCAAAUCAUAAGGCACUCAUGGUCUAAUAAUAAUUCAUAAAUCACACAAACCUUUCUUCCUCUUUCAUUCUUUCUCAUUCCCAUUACCCCAUUUGUGAUCUUCUUCUCUCUUGAGCCCCUUUCACUUGUUUAAACCCAUUUUGGGUGUACCUCUCUUUGACUCACCUAACUACUUAAUUUGUAUCCAUCUCUCUUCACAAUAUAUAUCUUCAUGUUCUCAUCAAGCUCAAACCCCACAAUGAGAUCACCAUCAUUCCCAGCUUCACCACCUAAUUCCCUGCCUGAUCUCUCCUUGCAAAUCAGCCCGCCGUCCGUAAACUCCGACUCCGAGGCGAAGCACGGCGGCCCCGCCAGCGACCGGAGCUCCACCACCGACUCGGGGAGCAGCGGGAGUGAUCUCAGCCACGAGAACGGGUUCCUGAGCUUAGGGUUUCACCAAAUGGGUGAUAAUGGUGGCGGCGGUUAUUACAGUGCAAACAAUGGUUAUCAUUAUUCACCGCAUGUGCAAAUUAGCCCGAGAGGCUACCACCAGCCUCACAUAUAUGGGCGCGAGUUCAAGCGAAGCUCGAGGGUAGUUGGUGGGCCGAAGAGGAACGUCAGAGCGCCAAGGAUGCGGUGGACUACCACUCUUCAUGCCCAUUUCGUCCAUGCAGUCCAGCUUCUCGGCGGCCAUGAAAGAGCGACGCCGAAAUCGGUGCUGGAGUUGAUGAAUGUGAAGGAUCUAACCCUAGCACAUGUGAAGAGUCACUUGCAGAUGUAUAGAACAGUCAAGAGCACUAACAAAGGAUCAGGUCAAGGGCAGAGCGGUAACAAAGAAGUUAAUGGAGCUUCGAACCAAAGGACAGGCAAUAUCGUAGAUUUAGAAGGCCAAGCUGUAUCAUCUGAGAAACCUGUCCCUUCUCCCAGCAAAUCAUCACAUCUUGGACCUCUCCAUGGGUCAGCCUCCUCAUCCCUCAUCAUCAGGGGUUCGUGGGUGUCAUCAAUGGAGAUCAAUGAAGCAAGUCAGCCUAAUCAUGAGGAUGCCUUUGCGUAUUCCGACUUGAAGGCAGACGAGGGCAAGGUUGAAACACAUGAUUUGGCUCCACAUAUGUCAUCCAAUUCAGAGGGAAGGUCGAAUUCAAUCUCGCUAACACAUCCGGAUAUGUUGCUUAAUCUGGAUUUCACCCUCGGCAGGCCGAGUUGGCACUUGGGUUAUGCCGAAUCUUCCAAUGAGUUAGCCCUUCUUAACUGCUAAGAGCUUAGGUCCAAUUUUUCUGAUCUUCUGCUUUCUGGGGAGCUGAAACGUUCUAUAUUUGUUCCCAUCGAUUCGUACCAUUUUCUUCAAUUUAUGAAGAAGAAGAAAGCAAAUCGUAUGAAUAUUUAUGCAGCAAAAUCAUACAUAGGUGGCAAUACGUCCAUGUGGUCGUAAUUACAAACUGAAAAUGCCAGGAAUAUUUAGGUGGAAUUUUAAAACAAAACGAUAAUAACGGUUACAUGAAUAAGUACUGGCUGAAUCAAGAUCAUAAAUCAAUAUCGUGAUGAUGAAAUCCCAAAGUGGUUUAGAAGGGAAGGAUAUAUAUAGGGUCAUCCUCUUGCGCUCCGGUGCCCUCAUUAACAAAGGCUCAAGGACGACCGCCGAAGUAAUUGUUCCUAUUGAGGACGCAAGAAGGACACACUCAUUGGCUUACCUAGAUAACUCUAUAUGUAACCAUAGUCGAUUCUAUUAAGUUCAUGGAUCUCCUUAAAAAAAAAAAAAGGAAAAAUCCGAAAGUCACGUGUUUUUUUUUUUUCUUCAA
Molecule: messenger RNA, 2006 nt
Organism: Punica granatum (pomegranate)
Lineage: Eukaryota; Viridiplantae; Streptophyta; Magnoliopsida; Myrtales; Lythraceae
Source: RefSeq, a predicted model, not a curated record